AAUUGAAAUGGGUGAACUAUUAUUACAUUUCAGAGCUAGAUGCAUGCCAUGUUAUUUUUUCUGGACAAGAGACUAUUACGACUUUUCCGAGAGUCCUGAUAUACUGACAGCGAUCAGCACAAAGGGACUAGAACUACCGGCGGUACGCACGUUUGUAGCGAGUGAAGGCUGCACGGUGCUGGACGCUCCUCUCCUUACGUGCACAUGGCCUUUUUAGUUAGUCAGUGCAUGUAUUGUUAGCUGUAUCACUAUGCUCUUCAGAUUUCACCAUCCUGGAGUUCAUCACUUCAUGCGGUGCUUGCCUAGAAUAGUCUAGCUCAGCACCUCAGCUAGACACGGGGAACAGCCACUGCAAGGACUGGUACGGGACCCGGACGUUUUUGUCGGUGGCAAAUUGUUCUGUGAGAGGAUGCGCUUGAACCAGGGAGUCUACGUGGUUCUUCUGUUACUGGCUUUGGUGUUCAACACACUCUGCAUCGGCAUGGUGUCAAAGCUGCUGGACUGUGCAUAUGAACAGUACUUAACCCGGGAGAUUAGUACGACGUGCGACAAGCAGUACUCUUACAACAAUGUGCGUGUCUGGUCAUAUGUCUAUCUGCCCAACGACAUGAUCUCGUUCGUGCUGACCGAAGGCACCAUCAUCGUUCUGUUGAUUCGGCGCAGCCACACGGAAAAGCCGUUACUAUUGACGCUGACAUCGGCACUAAGCCUCCUCACUACGGUCGGUGCACAGCUGCACGGACUGAGUCGACAUGCACUGGGAGAUGAAGACUACACCAAUUUCAGCGAAGCCUACGCAAGCUUUUGUAUUCUCAACUUUGUCUGCGUGGCGAUUGUUACAAUCUGGCUGUUGAGAUCUCGACAGGACUCGCGCUUCACAACCCCGGACUCCUACCAGCGUCCGCUCAUGCCACCUGUUGAUCCACGUGCCGAGCUGGUCGAUGCUCCGCCGGCGUACGAGCAAGCACCAGCAUCCGCUCAGCCUGAACCGUGAGGUGGAAUACUAGUACGUGUGUAGGAUGAACAGGUGAGAUCCAGCACACCGCUCCAACGGAGCGAAAACUUUAAGCCAGUGUCCUGAAGUGGUGGGCUGAGAUAGCUCUUCGAUUGAUGUCGGCCAUCGUACAGAAACGGAGAGUGUCCGUGGGAUAGCACCAUACAGAAUUAAGGCCAAGUCACAAGUUCCUUUUCCAGUGGAAUGCCGUACGGUCUGCUGAGCAAUCCAGCAGCCAUGCUCACGUUUAUGCUGAUGGGGAUGUGAUCACAAUAGUGCUGCUUGCUCUUGUUCGGGUACUGUCAGGCUCUGCUUGCCAUUCUGGAUCCACACGCUGAGCAAAUUCAACGGUUUGCCAAUGUCCCACUGCCACGGGACCGUGUCUUCAGAAAUGCACCGUGGCAGUGCAGCCAAGCGGUAUGCUUGCCCGAUACCUUCUGCGCAGCACACCGGGUGGUGUGGGUGCAGGUCAUAAUGGCACCGCCAUGCUUAGAGCCACAUUGGACCCUGAAUUCACGCAUCUCCUUUCUCAGGUUCUCACACGUCACUAUGGGAAUCAAUGCAGUAAUACUGUGCAUGUUAUAUGAGUACUGUGUGCACAUAAUCACAUACCUUGUACCAUUUGUUCAACUAUAAUACUCCUUCACUGUUAGUAGUGCAGUGUUACCAAGAGUACAUACCCCCCCCCCGGUUAUAUACUCUUGGUAUUACUCCACACAGGCUACAUUAUGAGCUAUUUUAUGACUGGGAUAUCGGUUGGUGUGCACAAACAGCUCAAGUGAUUUCUUGAUUGACAGUUGAAUGUCUCCUAUUAUUUAUAAUUCUGCUGUCCGCGGAUUGAGCAUUCAUUUCUGGUCUUCCGAUAAAUUUCUUCAUUUUCUGUGCUAUCAUAUCUUUUUUCCAUUUUUUUUAUCCGUAAUAGACCACGGUUUAUCUACACGGGAAUAUGCUUCAUCUACUCUUA
This is a messenger RNA of Sycon ciliatum, 1958 nucleotides long. RefSeq lists its product as uncharacterized. NCBI's taxonomy places the organism in Eukaryota, Metazoa, Porifera, Calcarea, Leucosolenida, Sycettidae. The transcript is spliced from 6 exons. Bases 410 to 994 code for a protein of 194 amino acids. The record is from RefSeq and is a predicted model, not a curated record.